AUGACUGACAAUAAGAAUAGUAAACGACGUAUUUUUAUACGAGAACAUGUAUAUAAACGAGAUAAUUAUUUAGAUGAAGUUGAAUUUGAAUUUAUUGAUGACUUUGAAUCUAAUUCAUCUAUUGAACAAAAUUAUAGUUUAUGGUUAAGACGAGAUCAUUAUAUGAAAACAAUUUUACGACGAUAUGGUUAUAGUGAAAAUAAAAUGCCAACAUUUGAAGAAUAUAUUGAUACAAUACGAUCAUUGAUUGUUGGACAUUGUUGUUCUGAAUAUGAUCUUCGUCGAGCAUUUCAUAUAUUUGAUCUUGAUCAAAAUGGUAUUAUUGAAUUACAUGAAUUUUAUCAAUUCAUAAGUAUUAUUGGAAGAUCAACAACAGAAGAUAAAAUAUCAAAUUUUAUUGAACGUAUUAAUAUAUCCGAUGAUAGAAAUUUGAAUUAUGAACAAUUUAAACAAUUUGUUAGACUUGGACAUGGAAGAGAAAUGCUUGUUAAUGUUAGUUUCGAUAAACAAACAUUUAGUGAAGAUGAAAUUACCGACGAACUUGCAGAACUUAACAUUAAUCCACAUGAUUCGAUUAAUUUUAUAAAAAGAUCAAUUAAAAAAUCAGAUAAUAAACAAGAACAACUAAUGGCAUCAAAUAUUGAUGAUAAAAAAGUUGAUCUAAAUGGGCCAGGUGAAAUGGGUAAACCAGUUGAAAUUGAUAAAACUAAAUUAUCACCAUAUGAACUUAUAAAAUAUGAAAAUGGCUUUGAAAAACAUGCAUUUAAUGUAUAUGCUAGUGAUUUAAUAUCAUAUCAUCGUAGUUUACCUGAUGUACGUGAUCCAGAUUGUCAAAAACUUCAACAUGAACCUAUAUCAUUAACAGCAAGUAUUAUUAUGUGUUUUCAUAAUGAAGCAUGGUCAGUAUUAUUAAGAUCAAUACAUUCAGUUAUUAAUCGUAGUCCUUCACAUUUACUAAAAGAAAUUAUUCUUGUUGAUGACUUUUCUGAUAUGGAACAUCUAAAGGAACCAUUGGAUAAGUAUAUAAAGCAUCUUAAAAUAGUUUCAAUAGUUCGACAAAAACAACGAGAAGGUUUGAUACGUUCACGUUUAGCAGGUGCUGCUAUUGCAAAAGGGGAUGUUAUUAUUUUUCUUGAUUCACAUAUUGAAGCUACAGAAGGUUGGCUUGAGCCUUUACUUGGUCCAAUAUUACAAAAUCGUACAUUUGUUGUAACACCUGUUAUUGACACUAUUGAUGAAGAUACAUUGCAAUAUAAUUUUGUUGUCCUUGAUGCAAUAAGCACUGGUGGUUUUGAUUGGAACUUAGAAUUUAAUUGGUACUCUAUAUCCGACCGAGAACGAGAAAGAAGAAAACAUCAUUUAGAACCAAUACGAACACCAACUAUGGCUGGAGGACUUUUUGCUAUUAGUAAAAGUUAUUUUUAUGAAUUGGGAUCUUAUUUCUGUGUUGAUGCAAAUACUGAUCCCAAACAUUUCAAUGAGCCAGUAAUUAGUUAUCCAUGUCAUAAUGAAGGUGGUAAUCAAUUUUUUAUGUUAACCAAAAUAGGUGAAAUUCGUCGAGAUCAUGGAUGUUUAGAAUAUAAUGGUGGAAUAGCAGAUAUUAAUAAAGAUGAUAAAGUUCUUGUUUUCUCAUGUCAUGGCGAAAAAGGAAAUCAAUAUUGGAUUUAUAAUGAGAACAAUCAAAUAUACCAUCCAGCAUCGAAUUCAUGUAUGACAUUAUCUAAUGAUAGCGAACAUAUUCAAAUGCAAGUAUGCGAUCUUAGUAAUGCAGCUCAAAAAUGGUCAUGGACUCAACGAUUACUUAAUGAAACGAACAAUACUUAA
Molecule: messenger RNA, 1824 nt
Organism: Rotaria sp. Silwood1
Lineage: Eukaryota; Metazoa; Rotifera; Eurotatoria; Philodinida; Philodinidae
Source: the annotation of a GenBank genome assembly